AUUAUGACCAAGAAGCUUGAACUUAUAUUUGCUGCAAUUCUGCUACUUGGCUAUGUGGGACUAAGUCAUCAAGCAUGCUGGACCAAGUGGUUUAAUCGAGAUACCCCUGAUAAAACUGGUGACUGGGAGGAUAUGGAUGACCUGAGGAGAGAAUACCCAGGACAAAUUUGCGACAAUCCUUUGGGUAUCCAGGUCGUUACUGUAAACAAUGAGACACCAGCUCAACAGACAGGGCAAAAAUUCUACGUCUUCAGUGCAACUCAAGGAUUUGUUUGCCGCAAUGCGGACCAGACGAAUGGACGCUGUUUGAACUACAAAGUUGGCUUUUUGUGCCCAUGCACUUUUGCUGCCUGAAACCACUGAUGCAACUGACCACAGGAAAAAUACUGAUUUUGCUUUAAUUUUCUUUGCUAUUUCUUGUUUCAUUCACAGUUUUUUUUU
Messenger RNA from Nematolebias whitei (Rio pearlfish), 441 nucleotides. RefSeq names its product cartilage intermediate layer protein 1. The transcript is spliced from 5 exons. The record is from RefSeq and is a predicted model, not a curated record. Lineage: Eukaryota; Metazoa; Chordata; Actinopteri; Cyprinodontiformes; Rivulidae. The coding region runs from base 4 to 354 and encodes 116 amino acids.